AUGAACCGGCAGCACUCGCAGAACCAUUCUCUGAUGAUACACAACAAGAGCUGCUGUGUGUUCCGGGACGACUUCAUUGCCAAUGUGCUGCCACCAGUGCUGGGGCUGGAGUUUGUGUUUGGACUCCUGGGCAAUGGCCUUGCUCUGUGGAUAUUCUGCUUCCACCUUAAGUCCUGGAAAUCCAGCCGGAUCUUCCUGUUCAACUUGGCCGUGGCUGACUUUCUCCUCAUCAUUUGCCUGCCGUUCCUGACAGACAACUAUGUGAGGAAGUGGGAUUGGAAGUUUGGGGACAUCCCUUGCCGGCUGAUGCUCUUCAUGUUGGCCAUGAACCGCCAGGGCAGCAUCAUCUUCCUCACGGUGGUGGCCGUGGACAGGUAUUUCCGGGUGGUCCAUCCUCACCACUCUCUGAACAARAUCUCCAAUCGGACAGCGGCCAUCAUCUCCUGCUUUUUGUGGGGUGUCACCAUCGGCCUGACGGUUCACCUCCUCUACAAAAACAUGUUGACCAAGAAUGGGGACGCGAAUCUSUGCAGCAGUUUUAGCAUCUGCAAAACCUUCCGGUGGCACGAUGCCAUGUUCUUCUUGGAGUUCUUCUUGCCCCUGGGCAUCAUCUUGUUCUGCUCUGCCAAAAUCAUCUGGAGCCUGCGGCAGAGACAACUGGACAAGCAUGCCAAGAUCAAGAGAGCCAUCAACUUCAUCCUGGUGGUGGCCAUUGUCUUCAUCAUCUGCUUCCUGCCCAGCGUGGCCGUGCGCAUCCGCAUCUUCUGGCUCUUGUACACCUCGGGGACGCAGGACUGUGAAGUGUACCGCUCAGUUGACUUGGCCUUUUUCAUCACCCUCAGCUUCACCUACAUGAACAGCAUGCUGGAUCCACUUGUGUACUACUUCUCCAGCCCAUCCUUUCCCAACUUUUUCUCCAUGUUGAUCAACCGCUGCCUCGGCAAGAAGACACCUGAUAAGCCAGAUAAUAACCGCAGCACCAGCUUGGAGCUCACGCAGGACAUGAGUACUACCAGGAGUGUCCCGAACGCCUUAAUGGCUGACSGCAGUGAACCAUAG
Molecule: messenger RNA, 1059 nt
Organism: Urocitellus parryii (Arctic ground squirrel)
Lineage: Eukaryota; Metazoa; Chordata; Mammalia; Rodentia; Sciuridae
Gene: Hcar2
Product: hydroxycarboxylic acid receptor 2
Biological process (GO): G protein-coupled receptor signaling pathway
Cellular component (GO): plasma membrane
Molecular function (GO): nicotinic acid receptor activity
Source: RefSeq, a predicted model, not a curated record